Messenger RNA from Ylistrum balloti, 768 nucleotides. RefSeq lists its product as uncharacterized. The transcript is spliced from 4 exons. Bases 1 to 768 code for a protein of 255 amino acids. NCBI's taxonomy places the organism in Eukaryota, Metazoa, Mollusca, Bivalvia, Pectinida, Pectinidae. The record is from RefSeq and is a predicted model, not a curated record.
AUGACAGUCGAUAUCUCAAGUAAGAAUUGUAACUUGAAACACUAUGGAGAAGGGAAAGGUCGUUAUCUGCCUGGUUUUGUACAGAGUACUGUAGAGAACAUCGGUUUUCAACAGUGUAUCAAGUUGUGUUAUCAAAAGGUUAACUGUGAUUCUAUUAACUAUGAUAACGUUCGUCUUGUGUGUGAAAUGAACACAUUGGUCACACCAGGUCAAACAACGGAAGAUUUCCUUGAAAACAGACCGGGAUCGGUUCAUAUGGUUGUCAACAAAACCGGACUGAAUGCAGAUCAGAUAGCCUGCGAGUCAUUGAACUGCCCUCCGAAUACGAAAUGCAUCAAACUACAUGACAAUACCACUAUAUGCCAUCCAGAACCAUGCCGGCGAGCCGACUACUUGUUGUCCUCAAAAUUGAAGUUUUGCUUCAAAAUCCACGAUCAGUUUGCCGCCUCUUCAGUCGCUAUUCAAACAUGCAACAGCGAAAAUGCGACUCUGGCAGUGAUUGAUUCUGCAGCGAAAUUGGACUACUAUGACAAACAGCAUCUGCGAUUCAAAUAUUCAACACGAUUAGGAUUUUUCAUAGCUGGGGGAAAACUUGACGGUGUUUGGAAACUUCCUGAUAACACCAUCCUGGAUCACACUACCGGAUGGUCAACGGUCUAUAUGAAUAAUGAUGGGCCAUGUCUGGUAUUGUGGAGAGCUACCGGAAACUAUGUGCUAACAGAUGGAAGCUGCACAACACCAUACCGUUUCAUAUGCGAGGAAAAUUAG